AUGCCUCUUGUCGCUCAGAACCCAAAGCAUCGCGUCAUCCUGGGUCUAAUGACCUUUGGGCCCCCUGGCAGCGAGGAGCUCGACGCACGUAUCUGUGACUCAGAAACAUUUACCAAGGCCCUCGAUGUCUUUCAGGGUCGAGGAUACAGCGAAAUCGACACGGCACGCGUCUAUGUCGGUGGUAAGCAGGAGGCCUGGACUCGCCAGGUUGGUUGGCAGGAGAGGGGUUUCACUCUGGCCACCAAGGUCAAGUAUCCCAGGGAUCCAGGCGACAAUACGGCCGAAAAGGUCGUCGAAUCGGUCGAGACCAGUCUGACGGAGCUCGGAACCGACUGCAUCGAUUUGCUCUACCUCCACCGUCCUGAUCGUGGCAUCCCCUUUGCAGAGACGCUGGAGGCCAUCGAUAAGCUCCACAAGGCAGGCAAGUUUGUUCGAUUCGGCAUCAGCAACUUUGCGGCGCAUGAAGUUGCAGAGGUUGUCAUGACCUGCAAGUACAACGGCUGGGUGCGGCCCACGGUGUACCAGGGCAUGUACAACUGCGUCACCCGUUCCAUCGAGUCAGAACUCUUUGUCGCAUGCAAACGGUACGGACUCGACAUUGUCGUGUACAACCCCAUCGCCGGCGGCUUGCUUUCUGGCAAGAUUAAGUCACGGGACAUCGCGCCUGACAGCGGCCGCUUCUCAGACAACUCUAGGAUUGGCAAGAUGUAUCGCGACCGCUACUUUAGAGAGAGCACUUUCAAGGCGCUGAGUGUUAUUGAGCAGGCUGUGGAGAAGCAUGGGUUGACCAUGAUCGAGACGGCGCUGCGGUGGAUGGUGCACCACUCCAAGCUUCGCAUCACCAACGGCAACGAUGGAAUCAUCAUUGGCAUCUCCAGCGUGGACCAGCUGGAGAACAACCUCGACAACCUGGAGAAGGGGCCGCUCCCCGACGAGGUGGUGCAGGCACUUGACCAGGCAUGGGAGUUUUCCAAGGCAGAUACGCCCAACUACUGGCACGGGGAGUUGGAAUACGGAUAUAAUGUCCACGAGGCUCUCUUUGGUGCUGGAGCCAAAUAA
Fusarium falciforme is the source of this 1059-nucleotide messenger RNA. Its product is annotated as Aldo-ket-red domain-containing protein. NCBI's taxonomy places the organism in Eukaryota, Fungi, Ascomycota, Sordariomycetes, Hypocreales, Nectriaceae. Bases 1 to 1059 code for a protein of 352 amino acids. The transcript has 2 exons. Gene Ontology annotation, molecular function: oxidoreductase activity. The record is from RefSeq and is a predicted model, not a curated record.